UUCAUGAUCUCCGUGUUAAUGAUUAUAUAUUCUCUAAAAAUUAGGAUCGAAUUGUAUUUCAAAAAUUUAUUCAUUAAGGGGUCUGCAUUUCACCCCAUGCUAACCACGUCCUUAAAUAAUUACUUAUUCUUUUAAAACUAUGCCCAUGUGUGUUUUAAAAAGCGCUAGGUGGAGCCUACGCGGUCGGGGGUCCAUGCCGCCCAAUGCCCAGGCAGGCCCCAAUAACCUAGAUGGCCCAGUAGAAAGAAAAAUGUUCUCUAUAGUUUACCAGUUUAAGUAUAACUGUAUAACCCUCUAAUAGAUUUAUAAAACAUCCAAAACGAAAUCUAAUAUUAAUGAGUGAUGUUUAAAUCAAUUUCUACAUAACUUUGAGAAACCUUUCCAUUUUAUAGAAAUCACCAAAAACUAGUUUUAUUGGGGUUUUUCAUCAUUCUCUCUAAAAUAGGUUCUAACAGGUUUUGGGUUUCAAAUGUACCUAAAAACCACAAUUUUGCCACUUUAGUAUUAAAAACAUAUUCAAUUUGGCCGCCUAGGCCUAGGCGAUGCAUCCAGGUCUUGCAUUGCCUUGGCAUGCGCUAGGGAUAUCCCAUCUAAUUUGGCCGCCUAGGCCUAGGCGAUGCGCCCAGGCGUUCUGCACCGCCUUGGCGGCCGUCUAGGCUUUGAGUGGUCCACUUUUUAAAUCGCCGAUACCUGUACACAUUCUUUGACUUUCUAUAAAAAUGUCAUUUAUGAUUCUAUUAGAACAUCAUGGUACUAUUAUUAGAUUGUGGCACUAUUAUUAGUAUUGUAAUGGUCCUUGUGAAGGUCGAGAACCAUGACUCGUCACUGCAACAAUAGUACCAUCAUGGUCGUUUUAAGAUAUUGAACCAUCAUGGUACUAUUGGUACUGUAAUGGUCUACAAAAUAAAGUUAGUAAAAUUUUUCAAGUUACUCAUGUUCAUGGUUGGGAUCUAAAUGACGAGGAGUAUUUCAAUAAUUUAACCGAGUUAGGUAGCUCAAGCCAGAUUAUAAAAAUGCCACUGAUAUUUAGCUUGGGAAAUGGAACAGUCAAAUGAAUAAAAUACCCCUAGUCUAGAAUUAACAAGGCAGAACUAGGAUAUUUUUGUCAUUUGAUAGUUUCUUGUUCCCAACCCUAGACAACCAAAGAUAUUUUCAAAUUUUGGUUCAAGCCGUUUAAGUUGGCCAAAUUGCCAUAAUACACCUAAUUAUUCAUAGUUACCAGCCCUGACAAUGGUACUUUGGUAACUUUUAAACAAAAUUUUGAGAAUUUACCUUUAUGGAAUGGAACUUAAAAACUAAACAUUUCAAUAAAAAUGGGAUAUUUGGAGCCUUUUGUUGAUUUUAUAAGAUUAUUUGAGCCUUUCAAUGAUAUUUUCCUUGUUUUCCUAUCAAGGGGAUCAGAAACUAUGAAACUGUUUACCUUGGUUAACCUUUAUCAUUGUUCAUAAUCAGCCCUAUCCAUGAGAUUUUGAACUGGUUGAGGUGUAUAACUUCUCCACGUACACCUAAUUUCGUAUGUAAUGGCCAAGGACAAUAUGACCUUUCGUACAAAACGGUUGCUAGUGUUAUGCGAUACUUUCUCUUAAGUAAAAUAGGGGUCUUCAUUUCUUUUAUACUUUUUUGUAAUGGGCAUGAUCCAUAUGGUCAUCAAAGCUUCAUCAUAUAUAUUUUAUCACCAUUCCUUCAGUAGGUUGUAGGAUAAUGGAAGGACUGAGUCUACCACAAUAUUUAAUUAAAUGAACUAUUCAAUUACCUGAAUUAUGUGCUUGAUCCACUCAUUGGACUAUAAACCACAAGGUCAUGAUUAAUGUUAUUAGGAUUAAACGUGCUAGUAAACUAUUGAGAGGUUUGGUCUAGAUAAAAACGGUCCAACCACUAAGCAAACCAGAUAAACCUAAUUUAAAGAGGACUAAAAAGAAUAAUAUAUAAAUGUGCAACAAAAAUAAAUAUGAAACAUAUAUAAAAAUUAUUUCUUAACUUUGGUUAGCCGGUUGAAUCGAUGAAAAUCAGAUGAUCUUACCAGGUAAAACAUGUCAAAUAUUGACAAACUCUUGAUCAGACCAUGUUUUUGCUAUAAACCAACCUGGACAAGUCAACGAUUGAUAAUCUACUUGCUGGCCUGAUCCAAUCUUGAUAUCUAAAAUCGCAAUAGCUACUACGACUAUCUGGAUCAUAACAUAUUUACCCUAUAACAUCUUUGCAUGUAUUGAACUUCACAGUAGACUAUUGAGGGAGCUGUUUAUAUCCAUGCAAGGCACAAACAGGUACCACAAUAUAAGUUUUGUUUUUUACUUUUGUGGAAAGCUAAUGUGGUUUUCCUUAGGUAAUGGGGUUUGGAUGGGCGGGGAUGUUUCGGAAAUAUUUAGUGGAGCCGGCCGCUAUGUGGUGGCCUUAUAAUCUUGUCCAAGUCUCCAUAUUCGGAGCUUUGCAUGAGAAAGAAGAGAGACCAAAAGAAAGCCUGACACGAAACCAAUUCUUCCUCGUUGCUCUAAUUUGUAGCUUUGCUUACUAUGCUCUACCAGGCUACCUCUUUCCCAUGCUCACAUCUCUCUCUUGGAUCUGUUGGAUUUUCCCCAAGUCUGUGUUAGCACAUCAACUAGGCUCGGGCCUUCAUGGCUUGGGCCUAGGUGCCAUUGGGCUCGAUUGGUCUAGCAUUUCCUCUUACUUGGAUAGUCCACUAGCUAGCCCUUGGUUUGCAACUGCUAAUGUGGCUGCAGGUUUCUUUUUAUUCACAUAUGUUAUAGUGCCACUAGCCUAUUGGCUAGAUCUCUACAAUGCUAAGAGGUUUCCUAUAUUCUCUGAGAAGUUAUUUGCAUAUUCUGGGGGAGAGUAUAAUAUUACAGCCAUUGUCGACUCGAAUUUCAACAUUGAUUUGGAGGCAUAUGAGAAGGGAGGGAAGUUGUAUCUCAGCACAUUCUUUGUGCUAACAUAUGGCAUUGGUUUCGCUUCUCUCGCUGCAACUGUAGUUCAUGUGUUGCUCUUUCAUGGCCGGGAAAUAUUGCAAAUAAGCAAGACUACAUUCCAAGAGAAGACGAUGGAUAUUCAUACAAAACUCAUGACCAAGUAUGAGCAAGUCCCAGAAUGGUGGUUCAUUGUUACCCUUAUACUUAAUAUUGCGGCAGCCAUGUUUGCUUGCGAAUAUUACAAUGACCAGCUUCAGUUGCCGUGGUGGGGAGUCCUACUAGCCUGUGGCAUCUCUAUUUUCUUCACUCUUCCAAUUGGGAUCAUCACUGCAACUACUAAUCAAAAGCCUGGUCUAAACAUCAUCUCAGAGUAUGUCAUUGGAUAUCUAUAUCCUGGUCGACCAGUGGCGAACAUGUGCUUCAAGGUUUAUGGGUUUAUCAGUAUGAAGCAGGCUGUAACAUUCUUACAGGACUUCAAGCUUGGCCAUUACAUGAAGAUACCUCCAAGAACAAUGUUCAUGGCACAGAUAGUGGGAACCAUGAUCGCAGCUAUGGUCUACCUUGGAACUGCAUGGUGUCUCAUGAACUUGAUCCCCAACAUUUGCGAUACCUCAGUGCUCCCGUCUAAUAGCCCAUGGACUUGUCCUAUGGACCACGUCUUUUACGAUGCAUCUGUCAUUUGGGGACUACUCGGCCCACGUCGAAUAUUCGGGGACCUUGGUACAUAUUCUGCUAUCAAUUGGUGCUUCUUAGGUGGGGCUAUAGCUCCUUUUGUUAUGUGGCUAGCUCAUCAAGCCUUCCCUGACAAAGAGUGGAUUCGUCUCAUCAACAUGCCAGUCUUAAUAGGGGCGAUUAGCAUAAUGCCUCCUGCCACUACUGUGAAUUACACUAGUUGGAUAUUGAUGGGAUUUAUUUUCGGUUUUGUUGUUUACAGGUAUAAACGUGAUUGGUGGCAACGCCACAAUUACAUUCUUUCAGGUUCACUAGAUGCAGGGUUAGCCUUUAUGGGGGUGUUACUAUACUUGUGGUUAGGGCUUGAGGACAUUAGCCUUUAUUGGUGGGGUUCAGAGCUUGAUGGUUGUCCCUUGGCUUCUUGCCCUACAGCUAAAGGUGUAGUUGUUGAAGGCUGCCCUGUUUACUAGUUGUAUACAAAAUUGUGUUUUCUUAGGAAUGUGUUGUUUCUGUUUUCAUGAGGUGGACUAUGAAGGACGUGCAUUCUCAACAAAGAAAGAGACGUCUUGAGAGGGUGACUAAAGUGCACUUGAUUGUAAAGAAAAAAAAUGGAAAAUAAAAGUUGUAAUUCUUUGUGAUAAUGUAGAGGAGAACUGGUGAUUGUUUUGCCCUUUAAUCAUGGGGUUCUUGGUUUUUUUUAUCAGAAUUCUCAAGGAAAAGUCCAAUGAUCAGCUAUGGAAUUUCCCCUGUUAUAAGUUGUAAAAUUUUAUUGAGAUACUUUGGUAUGAUGGAAGAAAUGUUGAA
Amborella trichopoda is the source of this 4379-nucleotide messenger RNA. The record is from RefSeq and is a predicted model, not a curated record. Lineage: Eukaryota; Viridiplantae; Streptophyta; Magnoliopsida; Amborellales; Amborellaceae.